Fomitopsis serialis is the source of this 1719-nucleotide messenger RNA. RefSeq names its product membrane bound O-acyl transferase family-domain-containing protein. Lineage: Eukaryota; Fungi; Basidiomycota; Agaricomycetes; Polyporales; Fomitopsidaceae. The transcript has 5 exons. The record is from RefSeq and is a predicted model, not a curated record. Bases 365 to 1459 code for a protein of 364 amino acids.
UCGGAGUUCGUCACAGCCGGACAUGUCUUUCAUCCAUGACAGCGCUGUUCUUGCCUGCUCCGCGUCCGGCUUCAAGGCUUAUCAGUGUAUCAGCACGGGUAGCGGCGCAUCUUCAAGGGAAAUAUGGAGGCUCGUCUAGUUCAGCUCGCUCGAUUCCACAUCGUUGCUACCCCUAGUUGCCGGCAUAUUGAAACACCGUGGUUCACUACCCCAGUCGUGUUGUGCACACACUACGCUGGCCCAUGUACGAGGGGAGUAUGGCAGGAAACACGCCCGGCGACCAUCAAAUGGCCCCCGUUGCGCUUCUGCUACUUACGCUCAACGUCGUUGUAGCAUCGCUGCUGGCUUCCUCGCCACCGUUCUUAUGGCGACUUGGGGGCACUGUCGUAUGUUUUGUGCUCUUGGUCGCUGCAUUUAUGGUGGCUCGGGGGAGAGCCUGAGUCAGAGCGACUAUCCGACCGGGUGCAUACUCAUGAUACAAGCGUUCACUGCUGUCUAUCUUCUCUGGAUGACAGACCCCGCACGCGACUUCCGGCACGAGCGCGAUUACGCCGCACCGGAGGAGCUGUCAUUCCUGCGUCGAGUGUACUGGGCGCUGUGUAUUAUGAACAAUCCUCGGGGAGUUGGAUGGACCUGUCAGGUUGCGAACGUGCCGCCAUUGCCCACUGAAGCUCGAUGGCCCUUCGUGCGCCGACGACUCAGGCGUGCAAUAUACUGGUAUAUGCUCCUCGACAUCUUCCAGAACUACGAACAGCGCAAUCCUCUGUUCUCCCUUCGAGGCGAGGAUGUAUCGGUAUCCUCACAGGGCUAUCUCCUCCGUCCUGUCAAUAUAUUCGUGCGUGUGGCCAGCGUAGCCGGAUCGAUCGCCAUGCAGCAUGCGCUCCUUGCUGCCGCGAUGGUGGCAUUCGACUUGUCACUUCCCAGAGAUUGGCCGGACAUCUACGGUCGGUGGUCUGAUGCAUACACUGUUAGGCGAUUAUGGGGUCGUUCCUAUCACCAGUCGUUACGCAGGUUGACGGCUUCAACCGGCAAGAUGGUUUGCCGGAUGCUAGAUCUCAGGCCAGGAUCAUGGGCAUCCUCGUACACCCAGCUCUACAUUGGCUUCGCCGUCUCAGGCCUCAUUCACUGCGGAGGCGACUUCACGGUCAGCCGCAAGCUUUUCGGGUCGUCCUUCCUUUUCUUCUUCUCGCAGGCCAUCGCCAUCACCGUGGAAGACGUAGUCAUCGGCGCGGCCCGCAGGGCACGACUGCGCUUGCCAAAUGGACUCGCGCGUCUCGUCGGCUUCGCAUGGGUGUUCAUUUGGAUGAACAUAUCGUGUCCGUGGUACAUCGACUGGAGUCUGAAGGAGGGUGUCAUGGACACGGAUCGGGUUCCGUUCUCGUUGAUCAAUCUAAUGUCUUCGAGUACGAAUGCGGGGACAGUCUUGUUUUACGCUAUAUUGUCCCCGAUGAAGUCUUAGUGUGUCUUGACCUGUCAUUCGAAGGACCGGAAGAGGAACUUGUUGUAACGACUAGAGAGGGACGUUGUAAUACUAGUAUUGACGCUGUCUUGAUUGUACUACCACCAUUCUCGUCCCUCUUAAGUACGUACGUCUCAAGCUACUCAUAAUGGUUAAACAGCUCGUCAGAUUUGCCAAAGGAGAACACUGGCAGAAUUCCACGGUAUCGACUUACCGCGGUCUCCAAGCUCUAUAACACUGCAUGAGCGCGGUACUUGUAC